CCUCCUGCCGGGCGGGGCGAGGCUCGGCAGUCCCGGCGCGCUGCCGCCGCGUGGAGCCGCGCUGCGUGUUCCCGAUCCCAUAUCCCCGAUCCCAUAUCCCCGAUCGCACACCCCACAUCCCCGGUCCCGGCUGGCUCCGAGCCGCCCCGAGCCGUGCCCCCGCUGCGGGCGCGGCGAUGGGCGCGGGGCUGUGAGCGCGGCCGGGAGCCGUGGCCAUGGGGAACAUCUCGUCCAACAUCUCCGCCUUCCAGUCCCUGCACAUCGUCAUGCUGGGCCUGGACUCGGCGGGCAAGACCACGGUGCUCUACCGCCUCAAGUUCAACGAGUUCGUCAACACCGUGCCCACCAUCGGCUUCAACACGGAGAAGAUCCGGCUCAGCAACGGGACGGCCAAGGGCAUCAGCUGCCACUUCUGGGACGUGGGCGGCCAGGAGAAGCUGCGCCCGCUCUGGAAGUCCUACAGCCGCUGCACCGAUGGCAUCAUCUACGUGGUGGACUCAGUGGACGUGGACCGGCUGGAGGAGGCCAAGACGGAGCUGCACAAGGUGACCAAGUUCGCGGAGAACCAGGGCACGCCGCUGCUGGUCAUCGCCAACAAGCAGGACCUGCCCAAGUCGCUGCCCGUGGCCGAGAUCGAGAAGCAGCUGGCCCUCCACGAGCUGACCCCUUCCACCACCUACCACAUCCAGCCCGCCUGUGCCAUCAUCGGCGAGGGGCUCACGGAGGGCAUGGACAAGCUCUACGAGAUGAUCCUCAAGCGCAGGAAGUCCCUCAAGCAGAAGAAGAAGCGGUAGAAGCCCCAGCCGAGGCGGGGAGGGAUGGGGGAGCAGACAAAGGAACCGAGGGGGAGACAGAACCAAAGCGAUUCUUUUGGGUUUAAUCGUUCUCCUUUUUUUUUUAAAUUUUUUUUUUUCUUCUCCUCCCCUUCUUCAUUUUUUCCCCCCUUCCUUCCCCAAAAGACAGACAAUAGUGGUGAUAACAAAGCGGCUCCCGCCAGCCGAGCCCAGAUCCCGGAGCUCCCCUCUCCCGUGCUCCUGAGGCUCUGAUCCGGACUCCCUUGGGCUGGAAACAUGGAAAACCGGGAUGGAUCCCCCCGGGAUGAAUGAAUCCCCCCACUCUCUGCAUCUCCGGGACCGCCACCGAGCCUUUGUGUGCCGGGGAACCAGCAGGGCAGGACCCUGCUGGAGCGCGUUCGAGCGGAGCCCAGCGUGCUUCUGGAUCUCUAAGGGGGGAUUUGGGGGUGUCGGUGCCAGCUCCCCCCCCCACACGCAUUUUGGGGCGGGGGGUGAGGAUGAACUCGGCAAGGUCAGCGGGGAGGGGGCGUGCAGCCCUCAUCCCUGCAUCCCCGCAUCCAUCCCUGGGAAGGGGUGUUGAAAGCUUGGAUGGGGGGUGUUUGGACCAGCAGAAAAUGUCUUGGAGAGGGUGGGUGUGAUGGGUAAGGGGACACGCACCCACCCUGGUUGGUGUUUUAGGGUGCAGAGCAAGGACGGGCAGCCUUUGGCUUGGCGGGGAGGAUGCGACACUGGGGUGCCGAGCGGCUGCUGAAUGGUGCAGAGCGCUGUUGGCUCAAAAAAAGAGGAUGGAAAAAGGACCCGAGGGUUCGGGGUGAGCGCUGCUGGGAGCCUUGGGGGGGCCGUGCAGGACCCCCGUUUCUCAGAGGCUCGGCGCUGUCGCCUUCUGCAGCAGAGCCCCCGCAGGUGGGCAUUGUCCAAGUGCUCAGGUGCGGCUUUGGAGGGGAUCCAAACCAAGGGUUAUUUAGCAAAACCCCCCCAAAAAGGCAAAAUUCGGGGUUCUGCCCGCUGUGCUGCUCUGCAGUGGGGCGGGAGGCCAAGUCAGGGAGGGUCAUGGCAGGGCAGGAUGGAUGGAUGGACGGACAGACAGACAGAGCCUGCAAAAAAUCUCUCUCUGCUGGAAAGGGAAGAUGGCAUGGGGGGAGGGUUGUGGUAGGUUUCUAAUAAAGAUUCAAACCCGAUUUAAAGCCCCCAGUAGCCACAGGAGCAAGCUGUGCCUGCUGUGCAAGCUGUGCCUUGGCCCCUCCUGCAGGUGAACAUUUCAUACCUGCACGGGGCUGGGCAUCAAAAUCCACUCAAAAUCCUGUCGAUCCACAAAAUCCUGUGGAUUUCAGGGUCCUGGCUUCCCACAGAGCUGGAGCAGGCAGCCCUUGGGGGCCACAUGUGCUGGAUUUGGAGGCAGGCAGCAUUUUCUGGUGAUUUUACACCAGAGCAGCCAAGGGGAAAGCGCCAGGCAGACAAAAGCCCUUCGGGUUCAGGGGUGUUGAUCCUCCCCAAACAGCAUUUUUGGGGGGUGGGAAGGGGGUUUGUUAGGGAAGAAAUGUUGCAGCAGGAGUUUUUUCUUCUCCUCUUGUGGGGUUUGAGUCGCCGAUGUGUGUGGGCUGGUCCCAUCCCUUCAGGUGGCUCUCUUCCCGCUCCCUCGGCUUUCCCUGCUUUGUCCUCACCUCCAACACUUUGGUACUUGCUGUCGAGAGAGAGAGAGAGAGAAAGGAAAAAAAAAAAAAAAGAAAAAAUAAUUAUUUAUUUUUGAUGCCACAGAAGCCACGUGUGUGAACCCGUUUUUGGCAGAAACGUAGAAGCUGUGUUUGACCCCAGCAGCUCCAGGGCCAGCAGGUUGUAGGAAUGACACGGUGGUGGUGGGCUUUUUUUUUUACCUCCUGGUUUAGCAGAUGGAAAAAGGCUGUUUUUUUAUGGAGCUGGCUCCUUCCUGGGAGCCUGUGUUCCACCCAGGAACAGCUGAGCAUCCCCUUGGAGAGAUGGCAGAGGGCUGGGAGGCACGGGUGGGACGCCGUGCCCGCGCCCUUGCCGGCCGCUCCGCUUCCUGCAAUAAUUAAAAAGACCUUUCCAACGA
Messenger RNA from Zonotrichia albicollis (white-throated sparrow), 2862 nucleotides. The record is from RefSeq and is a predicted model, not a curated record. NCBI's taxonomy places the organism in Eukaryota, Metazoa, Chordata, Aves, Passeriformes, Passerellidae.